Molecule: messenger RNA, 363 nt
Organism: Penicillium cosmopolitanum
Lineage: Eukaryota; Fungi; Ascomycota; Eurotiomycetes; Eurotiales; Aspergillaceae
Exons: 2
Coding region: 1-363 (120 amino acids)
Source: RefSeq, a predicted model, not a curated record
AUGUCGAACUUCUUCCGCAGGGCAUCAGAUGUUUUUAAGCAUCAGCCGCGCAACGAUUCAAUCGACUCUGCCAAUUCAGGAAAAUCUCCCCCUACACAAGACGCACCCGACCCAAAGCCUGUAUCAAGUAAUCGCAGCUCUCAGAGCGAUCCAGUUCCAGCCACCCUUCCAGAUAACGAUGCGCGACGCAAAAGUCAACGGCACUGGGGAUUUGGUCGCCAGAACGACCCGGAAGCCCUGAAAAAGCGUCGAGCGAGUCAGGACGAGAAGGACAGGCUCGACUUCGCGGCUGCAAGCAAAUAUUCAAGUGCCCGGCGGAGAAGCCAGGGUGCUGGUACUGGGUUUGAGGGUGGAUGGCAGUGA